AGAUGUUGGCUCGGUCAUGUGAUCAGCUGUGUCCAAUCACAGGUAAUCACAUGGGACAUGUGCACUGAUCAUCAGGGCACUGAUGAUCAGUAUGCGCUGAUGAUCAGUGUAGCCCCAGCAGUGCCACCUGUCAGUGUCCAUCAAUGCCAGCUGUCAGUGCUCAUCAGUGCCACCUACCAGUGCCCAUCAGUGCCACAUCAAUGCCACAUAUCAGUGCCUACCAGUGCACAUCAAUGCCACGUAUCAGUGCCCAUCUGAGCUGUCUUUCAGUGUCACCCAUCAGUGCCAGUCAGUGCCACCUAUCAAUGCCAAUCAGUGCUGCCAAUCAGUGCCACCUAUCAGUGCCAGCCAGUACCGCCUAUCAGUGCCUGUCAGUGCCAUGUAUCAGUGCUGCCUUUCAGUGCCACCUACCAGUGCCUCCUCAUCAG
This is a messenger RNA of Staurois parvus, 428 nucleotides long. The record is from the annotation of a GenBank genome assembly. Lineage: Eukaryota; Metazoa; Chordata; Amphibia; Anura; Ranidae.